Molecule: messenger RNA, 1681 nt
Organism: Asterias rubens (European starfish)
Lineage: Eukaryota; Metazoa; Echinodermata; Asteroidea; Forcipulatida; Asteriidae
Product: transcription and mRNA export factor ENY2-like
Exons: 5
Coding region: 321-626 (101 amino acids)
Biological process (GO): regulation of transcription by RNA polymerase II; positive regulation of DNA-templated transcription; poly(A)+ mRNA export from nucleus
Cellular component (GO): DUBm complex; nuclear pore; SAGA complex
Molecular function (GO): transcription coactivator activity; chromatin binding
Source: RefSeq, a predicted model, not a curated record
GGAAACAGCACAUUUUUUGCAGAACCAACCAACCGCGCACGAUCUCUUGUUGAUUCUGAAAUCAUCAUUUGAUUCAUUGUUGUUUACAUGCUUCAUAUUGCAGUGGGGGGACUGGUUGUCUACGUUUUCGUUUUGCAGCAAUACUGCUGGAGAGAACUUGACACUGACUUCUAUGCACACUGACACUGACACUGACAGUGACAGUGACAGCUGAGUAACUACCUGACAGUAUUAAUUAAAUAAGAAUUGAUGUUCGGCUGAAUUCCCGAAUUUUGUUUUGUUUAAUUAAGUUAGAAGUUUAAGUCACUGUUUUUAUUGAGAUGGAUCAAAAGUGGAAAGCCAAAGAUGUCCAGAUGCGUGCAACGAUUAACCAAAAGCUGAUAGAGACUGGAGAGAAAGAAAGGUUGAAAGAAAUGCUUCGGAACAAACUUAUUGAGAGCGGAUGGAGGGACGAACUAAAAGCAUAUUGCAAAGAUGUUGUCAGAAGGAAAGGUUUGGAUCAUGUGACGGUGGAUGAGUUGGUUACGGAGAUAACGCCAAAAGGAAGAGAACUGGUACCUGAUGAUGUGAAGAAGGAACUAUUGCAGAGAAUACAGGCAUUUCUGGCCCAACAAGCGAGCAUCUGAUGAUUGGACAAUUCACACACCAACUCAUUAGUAUUCAUCUUGUUGCAUUAAGAGCUGUCACUAGAGGGCGCUCUGGAUGCAGGUUAGGCAGAGCUGUGUUAAUGAGAGAGUUGCGACAUGGAGGGACCAGUUUUCUUUGGUCACAUGGUUUCUGGACGCCAUUUUGUCUCCAAAUGCAGCACAACCCAACGUGCAGACUAGUCUGUAAAUCCGUGUUCACCCAUGAUUUGUAUGGACACAAAGUGGCUUCUAAUAGCAAGUUGUCGUAACUCUCCCAAUAUAUGGCUCUAAGGUUAGGAAAUGUAUGUAUUUUUCAAUAUUUGUCUGUGGUUGUAAUGAAAGUGAAACAGUAUGUAGGAGAUAUUCAUGUUCUUAAAUCAGAACCAUUCCAAAUUAGUUUGUUUUUUUAUUUACUUUGCAUCAAUUGUGGGGUUUGGGAGCUUGAUACAGUCAUUAGUCCUAACAGGCAUGCAACUACAGUUUGUUGAAAAAAAAGGGGAAAAAUCCAUGCUCAGCAGGACUGUUUUGUGUUUUUCAAUUUUUAUUGACGAAACUGAGAACAGAAAUGACCAAAAUGGAUGGUACAUUUCUUUUGUCAUUUCUGUGUGUCAUUAUUUCAAAAAAGUACACAUCAAAAAGUUACUGAAAGGGAUUGUCAUUACCAAACGUAUACAGACACUCUAAAGGGAGGCUGCCAAAAACAAAGAUUGACUGACCAUAAUUUAUACUGGCUGGCAAGUUUUAAGAAUUACAAUACGAGGCAUUAACAAUUUUGACUCUGGUCAGGUUUCUUUUAAGGUUGCAUUACGAUUUGAUUUCAUGUUGCACUUGUUGAGUAUUUCUUUGUGCUGUAGUUACUUGAACUUUGAUUUAUCCAUCAUUCUCUCACAAACUAUUAAAUACAUUUCUCAGGUUAAUUAGUGUUGGUAACACUUUUAAGAUUUAACUUUACUAACUUGAUUAAUUACCAGCACCCACAGUUAAAAACACUGGACACAUUGGUAUUGUCAAAGACCAGUCUCCUCACUUGCUGUACCUCAACAUAUGCACAAAAU